AUGGCGAUUGUGGGUCCCAGGUUAUGUUUUUGUAAACAAGGAGAGUCGAGAUACAUCUGUGGUAACUAUAAGCUUAUUUUAAUUUUAUUUAAACUAUUUAGGUAAUGGAAAUUCAAUCGAAUUCCGAAAUUCUUCCCCAAAAUCAGUCAAGAAAUCGAAGAUUUUUGACGAAAAUGGCUUCAACACCUACGGAAUCCUAGCUGACUGCACUAAUUAUCAUGGUAAGCGUUUGCGGUUAUGUUUUAUUUUUUAGAUCUCGUCUGUUUCGGCGAACGUGAACUGGUUUGGAUCAAAGACUACCGUAUUCUCCAUCGGCUCCGAUUUUCUGACUGGAUAUCAGCUGUAAAGAUCCUCGGUGAUGGAAGUGUUGUUGUCUUGACCAGUCACAAUGUUUUAUUUCAUUAUGGCCGAGAUGGAACAACGCUUAAAGAAGAAGAGAAAGUCGAAUUGGAAGGUUUGGGUAUACUGUAAGUUGCGUUUGCCAUUUUGUCGAAUUGGCGUAGAAUUUUGGAGAAGAUUGUUUAUUUUUAGAUUUUGUGCAGUGAUUGCUGGAGAUCUUUGGGAGAAUUUGACUGUUUAUUGUGGUAAUGUUUUUGGAGAUGUCGUAUCUUUCAAGAGAGUCGAUCAUGAAUGGAAUUUAACACCAUUCAAAGGGCACAAGGUAAGCCUCUUUUUGCUUAUUUCACUCUAUAUAGAUACUUUCUGAAUUUUUUAAUUUUAGGGGAUGAUAUUUGGUAUCUAUCUGCAUGAUCAUCAUUUAUAUUCUAUAUCAGAUGAUAGAAGUCUGACUGUUUGGAAUACCGAUGGAGAAGUCAUAUCAAAGGGCUAUGGGCAUUCGGCAAGACCAUUGGCUCUCACAGUAUCUUCCGAUGGCCGUAUUUUCACUGGUGGUUAUGAUGAAAUGAUUUGUAUUUGGGAAUUUGAUGGCGAACUCAAGUUGAAGCAGUCAAUUCAAGUGUCCGGAGGGCCGAUUCGGAGUCUAUUAGCUUUUGAAGAUGCCUUGGUAAGGGGAUUUUGAGUUUUAUUUGUCAUAAAUUUUUAGGUUUGAAUAACUUCUCAUUAAUAAUGAUUUAGUUGGCGGGAACCGCUACAGGGUCAUUGAUACAAGUGAUCAUACCCAAAGAAAGGUAUAAGGUGACAGAAAACAAGCUCGAUUUUACGGUUCGUUCCCUUUGCCGAUUGGACGAUGACAAUUCCGUUUUCAUCAAUGACUCAAGGUAAUGUUGUUUUAAAUUAUUCUUAGUUGAUUUGUAGAGAGCUCGUAUUGUAUCGUAAGAAAGGAAAUGGGGAGGCUGAAACAACGGUCUUGAUUUCUAAAGCCCCUCUCAAGUUUAAUACCUUGAGUCGACUGGGAAAAGGAAUGGAAGUUAUUGUUGCAGAAGAGAAUCGUCUUUACUAUGUCAAUGGUAAUGUAUUCAUAUAUGUCUUCAACAAAAUCUGUUUUUUAUUUGCAGCGUCAAAACCACUUUACUCAUCGGUAAAACUGUAUUACUCCGUUAUUUCCCUUAUUCUGACAGGCAAUUAUGUUUUGAUAUCCGAUGAGAAAGACGAGUGUGUAAGUCUGAUGUGUUUAUUUACGAAAAAUUUUUUGAAGCAUGUAUUUGAGAUAAAAAACGAUGAGCCAGUUGAAAUUGGAAAUGUUGCCAUACCAUCGAGACAUCGGAUUUCCUCUGGAUUCGAUCUGGGAGAAGCCUUUAUUCUUGGAACAACAAAGGGCACAAUCUUGGUGGUGGAAAAGGAGGGAUGGAAGGUAACGCUAAAUUUAUGUUUCAGUAUUUGAUGAUUUAUCUUUGAGGUAAUGUAAUGUUAUUUUCAGGUUUCUUUGACAGUUCCCAAAGCCCAUAAGAAGGAGUCGAUAUUAUUUAUUGAGAAGAUGAACGAUAAGAUUGUCUCCCUCGGAAAGGAUGGAAGUCUCACGGAAUGGUCCUACAGUUACAGGCGUCUAGAGAUGAUUUGCGUCAGAGCUACUAUCGAAUGGCCUUGCAAAGUUGUCAAUAAUGGCGAAUACAGUUAUUUGAUUGGAUUUCACGGUGUAAGUUUACAUUUUUGCCAUUUUUUACAUUUUCAGGGCAAAUUUGUAAUUGUCAACAUGAAGACUUUUCUGAUCGAAUCAGAAGUCCAUUGUGGUGGAGGGCAUCGAAUCUGGUGGUUUGAUGUAAGAAACAUGACAUUCGAGUACAUCCAAAAAGGAAUUUUAUAUACUGCACAAUGCUAUUCGACGAAAAUUGAUUUUUUGGAGGUAAGAAAUUAUAAUUCGUGGGUAAUGAAUGCCUUCAGGGUCCUUUCCACUCCAGCGAGACCACAGUUCUUGCAGUUAUCGACGAAAAAAAGAGAGAAAACACCUCUAAAGUCAAGUUUGUUACUGGUGGAAAUGAUACCAAGGUUAUUUUGAAUGAAUAUGAUCAAGAAAAGAGUAAGUUGGCGUUCAUUUAAUCAAGUUUUGACUUUUUUAGAUACCAUCAACGUCCUCCAAGUAUCCGAACGGCCAUUAUCAAGUGUUCAUAACGUCACAUCCUGCGAUAAUUUAGUGGUUACUGUGGGUGGAAGGGGCGAAGUCAUUUGCUGGAGUGUGGAGGGUAAUGUUUUUAUCAAAUUUAUUAUAUUGUUUUAGGUGAUGAACUCAUCUUCCUUUGCUCCAAGUGUUUCCCCAAUGAUUUUCGAUUGAUCUCGGUGGAUAUUUGCCAAAGAGAUCACGGCUAUUCAUUGGCUGUUCUGGGAGGAGAUGGAGUCGUUACGUAAGUUACAGUAUACAAAAAUUAUUUUUUUAGUUUACUGUACUUUAACAGUACUGUUAGAUUAAUAAAAGAGAUUGCGGAAUUCAAAACGGAAGAGAUUUGGAGCUUUGUGGAUGUGAAGUUUCUAAAAUACAAUCAAAUUUUGGCCAUCAACACGGUCGGCGAGGUCUUGGUGUACUGUAAUGUGAGCGAGGAUGACGCAAAUACUAUUUUUUCUUUGUAGGGUGAAGAAAAUAGCAGAUUUUUGGUGGAAAGAAAUCCAUUGUCCGUGGUAAACGCCAUCAAAGUUGAAGAUUUCCAUUUGGUGUUUGUUGGAUCGGUCUCGGGCACUUUAUCCAUAUUGGUAAUGAAAAAUGGAGAGAUGCAGAAAGGUCCCAGUCAGAUUAUCCAUGUCUCUACAAUCACUGGUGUGUUUUUAAACGAUGUGAAAUGGAAUUUUAGAUAUACAUUUGGAAAAGAAAAACGAUUCGGUGGAAAUAAUCACGAUUUCUUUGGAUCGGACGAUGGUUAUCACUGAAUAUGAUUUUAUAAAGGUAUUUUUGACAAGUUUUUUGUAUUGUAUGUGUGUUUAGAGCACAUUGGAAGGCAAGAAAAUUGUGCCGUUGGUCAUUGCGGAUCCAUCAAAGGUUGUGAAGAUCAAGAAAACGUAAGUUUUCAUCAGUAUCUUGUAGUUUACAAUGUUAGAAGCAGUUUAGACUAUGCAAAUUUUUUAGAAAUAACGCUCUUGUAUCAGGAUACGGUCUAGAGUCCAUCGGUCUGUGA
Bursaphelenchus xylophilus (pine wood nematode) is the source of this 3497-nucleotide messenger RNA. Lineage: Eukaryota; Metazoa; Nematoda; Chromadorea; Rhabditida; Aphelenchoididae. The record is from the annotation of a GenBank genome assembly.